AUGAUCUAUGGCAAUAAUAUUGAAUACUUAGAGGGUCUUGAUUCAAUGAACAAUUUAAAAGAGCUUUUAAUCCAUAGAAAUAGAAUCAGAUCGCUUAAUUACUUAGCAAUGCCCAAUCUACAAUCAUUGGUAAAAAUAAAUGCAAGUUAUAACCAACUGGCUUAAAGUGAAUUGGAUAAUAUAGCUCAUGUAACUCUUCACCUCUAUAAUUUAAAGUAGCUAGACCUCUAUGGAAAUGAUGUAUUUAGCUCUCCAGCUUACAAAUAUAGAAUCACAGAAAACUCAUCUCUUGAGAAGCUUGAUGGUUUAGAUGUGAAGGGAGUUGUUAAGGACAGAUUAGAUAGGUUAAGAAAGGAUUGGCAAGUGAACUACUUAAUUGAGGAAACAAGUGAAGAAGCAAAAAAGUGGAUAGAGGCCGAAAGAGAACUCAAAGGGGCUGCAUUAAAUAUUCUUGCAAAGAAAUAAGAGAGAAUAACUUAGGAAUUCGAGAGCUACAAGAAAACAGUAGAUGAGUAAGCAUUUCAUUUUUUAUUUCAUUUUAGUGAUGUAUUGAACUUUAUUACUUACAUAUCAGAUUUGAAGUAGCAACGAAAUCAAGGAGUCAGUGAUAAGAUUACUUUUGAAAGUUUAAAUAAUUGGAGACAUAAUAUAACGUACCAAGAAAAUUAGAGACUUGACAUGCUUGAAGACUCACUAAGGCAACUAGAAGAUAAAAGAAAAGAAGAAAUGGAGGAAGUUGUAACAACGACUCACUUCCUGGAUAAACUUCAUGAAGUCUCAAUGUAGAAGCCUGAUAUUUGGAAUUACAUGAAAAAUGAAGAAUACAAAAACUCAAAACUAGAUCAAAACAGGAAUACACCAAAGUUGCCUAACUAAAAGUUGCUUAGCUUUCAAGCAAAUAACAGAGGAGUAGACAAUAUGCUCAAAUCAGGUAUUAGAGCAACUGGAAAUCGCUUUAAAAAUGAUGUAUAGGAAGAGAACAUUGUAAACAAGGACGACUUUACAGAUUAAGCAAAUAGAGAGUUACAGCUUAAAGAGAACUUUGAAAAAAACUCUUAGUACUUUAGUUAAUCUAAGAGAGGGAAAAAUAUGAACUAGUCAGGAAAUUUGUAACCAAUGAGCCCAUAAAAAUAUGAAAAUGAUAUUGGCAACCCUAAUAAUAUUUCGUAUAAUAGAGGGUAAGGCAAUAGCUUUCUAGAAUAAUUUAAGAGUGACCCUGCUCCACUAAAUGCUUCAAUUAACAAUAAAAAUCAGAGCAUUAGAUAGAAAUAAAUGCCCAUUCCUAUUGAAUUUUAGGAUCCUGAUAACUAAACUAUAGCCAAAGCUAGUGGUAAUCCUGUGAGAUAAUAGCCAGGAUAAUCUGGAAUUAGAGCGUCUCAGCAACCUCCAUAAGCAAAUAAAGACGCAAAAUCUUGUUUAAUAUUUUGA
This is a messenger RNA of Stylonychia lemnae, 1428 nucleotides long. The record is from the annotation of a GenBank genome assembly. Lineage: Eukaryota; Ciliophora; Spirotrichea; Sporadotrichida; Oxytrichidae.